GGGAGGCACUUAUUGCUUACUGAGGGGCUUUUUGCGCAUCAUUGGGGAUGCCGAGCCGUCCCGAGGAUUACGAGGUGCUCGUCACUAUUGGUGCCGGUUCCUACGGCAGAUGCCAGAAAGUGCGUCGGAAGGUGGAUAGCAAGGUGUUAGUCUGGAAAGAACUUGACUAUGGAUCUAUGACAGAAUCAGAGAAACAAAUGCUUGUUUCUGAAGUGAACUUGCUCCGUGAGCUUAAACACCCAAACAUUGUCCGUUAUUAUGAUCGUAUAAUUGACCGAACAAAUACAACUCUUUAUAUAGUGAUGGAAUACUGCGAAGGAGGAGACUUGGCUACUCUGAUAGCUAAAUGUACCAAAGAAAGACAUUAUUUAGAUGAAACCUUUGUUCUUCGAGUUCUCACACAGUUGGCCUUGGCCUUGAAGGAGUGUCAUAGGCGGAGUGAUGGUGGUCAUAUUGUACUACAUCGGGAUCUAAAACCAGCAAAUAUCUUCCUUGAUCAUAAGAAAAAUGUGAAACUUGGAGACUUUGGACUGGCCAGAAUACUGCACCAUGACACCAGUUUUGCAAAAACAUUUGUUGGUACGCCCUAUUAUAUGUCUCCAGAACAAAUAAAUCGCAUGUCCUACAAUGAGAAAUCUGACAUCUGGUCUCUAGGAUGUUUGCUAUAUGAGUUGUGCGCACUUUCGCCUCCAUUUACAGCCUUCAACCAAAAAGAGUUGGCAGAAAAGAUAAGGGAGGGAAAGUUCAGACGAAUUCCGUACCGUUAUUCAGAUCAGCUGAAUGAACUCAUCACAAAGAUGCUGAACUUAAAGGACUGCAAUCGGCCUUCAGUGGAAGAAAUUCUGCAAAACCCAGUGAUAGCAGACUUGAUGUUAGAGGAGCAAGGGAAAAACUUGGAGAGAAGAGGGCGAAGAUCGGGUGAGCAAGAAAAGGCAGAGAGACUACAUCAUUCAGGAACUCCAUUGAAUGAGCUGAAACUGAAAGAGCAGCAGCUGCAAGAGAAGGAGAGAGCAAUCAAAGAGAGAGAACACAGACUGGAACAGAGAGAGCGGGAGCUGUGUGUUCGGGAGAGACUUGCAGAAGAUAAACUUUCUAGGGCUGAGAGUUUGAUGAAGAAUUACAACUUGUUGAAGGAUCAUCGACUUUGGCUGCCAACAAAUAGCCCAGAUGAUAUUGGUGCGUUGCCAAACUUCCCCACGAGAAAAAAGAAGGUUCAGUUUGGUGAGGAAAGUAAAGAAAAUGCUCAGUUGAAUGACAGCCUGGAGUAUUUCCCCUCCGUACAAGACAAGUUCCCUAAUCUGAAGAAGCGCCUCUACACUGCUAACCUGCGGGCCCAAGCACUGGGUGAACUGGAGAAACAUUAUCAGCUGAAGAGCCGGCAGCUCCUUGGGAUGCGCUGAAACAGUGUCUUGUUCUGUUGUACAGAAAUAAGAUGUUUUAUGGUAUUUUAAAUUAGUUUUUGCUGACAAACUGUGCAAGUUGUUUUUUAAAAAACGGGGAAAAUAGUAUUCUAACUGUAAAAAAAAAAUCAGUAGAUUUUAUGAAGGUCUCCUGUUUUCAUGUCAGUUUGCAUUCUUAUGUCCCCUGCUUACUGGUAUUGCCUGAACAGAGCCAUCUAGUCCUAACAUUAAAUUUUGGAGUAGACUAAAUGUUGUGAUUGGGAUGUGAUUUUAGCAAUGAGCAUGAAACAGGAAUGGUUGAGGAAGCCAUUCUGCUCAGCUGGAAUGAAGCACUGAAUGCAAAACAUUUGCUCUUCAGCUCUGUCAAAUAUGUGUGUUCUGCUUGUUUAAGCCCACUGGGUAUCUUCUCUAAGUGCUUUAUCAGCAGAAAGCUGCAGUGAGCACAAUGUCUGUUUCUUCCCUGUUACAGAGUUUUGGAUUACUGCCAUGAUAGAGUUCUAGCGACACAUUGCAUAAUGGAAAAACACCACAAUUGCAUGUUCCAAAAGAAGCUUGAGUUUUGUGUAUCUAAUUGUUGCUGUAUAAGUACUGUUCACUCAGCCUCCCCUCCCAGGUUUACCAGCCAUUUAUUGUUAAAAGGCAGCUAUCUCAAAAGUCCUUCUGCAUAAAUUAAAUAGCUUUAAAAACAAAAUAGGAAAAGAACUGUUUGUUGU
Messenger RNA from Eublepharis macularius, 2113 nucleotides. It is a transcript of the gene NEK2, whose product is annotated as NIMA related kinase 2. Bases 48 to 1400 code for a protein of 450 amino acids. Gene Ontology annotation, molecular function: protein kinase activity; ATP binding. Gene Ontology annotation, biological process: protein phosphorylation. The transcript is spliced from 9 exons. The record is from RefSeq and is a predicted model, not a curated record. NCBI's taxonomy places the organism in Eukaryota, Metazoa, Chordata, Lepidosauria, Squamata, Eublepharidae.